Molecule: messenger RNA, 276 nt
Organism: Strongylus vulgaris
Lineage: Eukaryota; Metazoa; Nematoda; Chromadorea; Rhabditida; Strongylidae
Source: the annotation of a GenBank genome assembly
AUGGGCUGGUCAUAUAAUGAGGAGGACAGACGACAAAUGGACACUAAGAACUCUGGAAUCGAUUUCUCGCGGAACAAAACGUGCUCGAGGGAUGCCACUGACUGGGCUGGCGUGUUCGUUGCACUGAUGGACCAGCUGAAUUCUCAGCUGUUAAUGAGUAAUGGAUCUGGACCUCAACCUGAACGUAGCCGCCGCAGUUCAAUAUUGAUAUCGUGGAUGACGCUAGCGAGAGACAGAAGCGAAAGGAAACAAUGCUAUGGCCUGCACGACGAGUGA